This is a messenger RNA of Herpailurus yagouaroundi (jaguarundi), 1622 nucleotides long. It is a transcript of the gene BIN3, whose product is annotated as bridging integrator 3. The transcript is spliced from 9 exons. The coding region runs from base 125 to 886 and encodes 253 amino acids. NCBI's taxonomy places the organism in Eukaryota, Metazoa, Chordata, Mammalia, Carnivora, Felidae. The record is from RefSeq and is a predicted model, not a curated record. Gene Ontology annotation, cellular component: actin cytoskeleton; cytoplasm. Gene Ontology annotation, molecular function: protein binding; lipid binding. Gene Ontology annotation, biological process: plasma membrane tubulation; endocytosis; actin cortical patch localization.
CCCGCCUCUUCCGGGCACAGUGGGCGGGGUUACGUCACUUCCUGGAGACUGGCUGAAUCCGGAAGUGAUCCCUGAGGACCCUGUAGCGGCCGAGGACCCCGGCAGCAGGGCCAGGUUCAGGACCAUGAGCUGGAUUCCUUUCAAGAUUGGGCAGCCCAAGAAACAGAUUGUCCCUAAAACAGUGGAGAGAGAUUUUGAAAGGGAGUAUGGAAAACUUCAGCAGCUGGAGGAGCAGACCAGGAGGCUGCAGAAGGACAUGAAGAAGGGCACCGAUGCUGAUCUGGCCUUAUCCAAAUCUGCUGUGAAGAUAUCCUUGGACUUGCUCUCCAAUCCCCUCUGCGAGCAAGACCAGGACUUCCUGAACAUGGUGACAGCCCUGGACACAGCCAUGAAGCGGAUGGACGCCUUCAACCAGGAGAAGGUGAACCAGAUCCAAAAGACCGUGAUUGAACCCUUAAAAAAGUUUAGCAGUGUCUUCCCGAGCCUCAACAUGGCGGUGAAGCGGCGGGAGCAGGCCUUGCAGGACUACAGAAGAUUGCAGGCCAAGGUGGAGAAGUACGAGGAGAAGGAGAAGACGGGGCCAGUGCUGGCCAAACUCCACCAGGCCCGAGAAGAGCUUCGGCCUGUGAGGGACGACUUUGAGGCCAAGAACAAGCAGCUCCUGGAUGAGAUGCCGCGGUUCUACAACAGCCGCCUGGACUACUUCCAGCCCAGCUUUGAGUCCCUGAUCCGAGCGCAGGUUGGGUACUACUCUGAAAUGCAGAAGAUCUUCGGAGACCUGACCCAGCAGCUCGACCAGCCUGGCCACACUGAUGAGCAGCGGGAGAGGGAGAAUGAGGCCAGACUGAGUGAGCUCAGAGCCCUCUCCAUUGUGGCUGAUGACUGAGUCCCCGCCACCGUUUCAGACUCCUGGGAUACAAGUCAACCUUUCUGGUCUUAGCCCUUGUUAAGCUUAGGCUCAGGCGACAGCCAGCAAAAGGCUCUCCCCCGAGAGAAGUAUGGGGACAGCAGCGGCCCCUGUUCUACCUCACGAGACCUCUGCAGUGAGCCUGGCACCAGGAGCCCCAGGCAGGGUGCUGCCUCCCCACCCAUAGCAAGAACCCAGACAGGUAAGCAGCACAGAAACACUCCAAGGGCUUUGUUUCCAAAAGAACCGUCCAAAGGGCAGCCUGGCCUAGGACCUGAGCAAGCUUCUAGCCUUCAAAGGCACAGGCUCUGUCCGCUCACCUGAGGUCUUAGCCUUGCCUGCACGGUCGUGAUCUCACCUACCUCCAAAGAAAGACCCAUCCUUGGGAGUCCACCCACCCUCGUUGCCGUUCCCCUUCAGACUCUUCUUUUCUGGGAGAGGCCCAAGACACUGCCUCUCCUCUAGCCCAGACUCCCAGCAUGAUAAAACCUGGUUUCACCCACUUCUAUCCCUUAGGUCAAGUGCAGAGAAGAACCCCAAGCCUUGUAGGUUCCCUAGGAAACCAGACUCAGCUCAUGUAAAUAGGCUGUCAGCCACACAAAAUGUCACAGCCUGAUUCACAGGCCUCAAAGCAGUAACAGUGGGUUUGUCUCACCUGAAUAUUUGGAAAUUUUAUUUUUUCAAGUAAAGUUUUCAAUAAAAUUGCCAGCCGUUA